GUCGGAGCCAAAGCCUAUGGCUUAUUUCUGUGCCACCACCUAUUUUGAACAUUUAUUGAUAUCAACGAGGACUUUCGCAUCAGUGCCUUCUUACUUGCUGUCUAUUUCACAAUACUGUAAUUUAUAUAAAAGAAGGUUGAACCAUGGUUGAACUUAAACUUAAUAGCUAUUACAAUCGACGGGUGCGUGGAUCGAUGUAACUGAACUGUAGACUGCAAACAAUAGCACAAAAAAAUGCAUUAAGCUAUGAUAUUCGGUACCGGUAAUGCUUCAAUAAAAUCUUGUUGACUGGGGAGCUUGAUUCAACCAUAUUCGGAGAGACCUCAUUGAAAUUAUAUAUACCUAUUUACAGUUACAGUAUUUGCUUAGCUUCACUGUGUUAUGUACCGAGUUUUCAUAUCCGCUUGACAGCCUCACUUUGUUGUUAUGAUCAGCUGUUGCAUGGCCAAGAUAAAGCAGUUAUAAUGGUAAUUACCUGGUUUUCAUAGACAUACCGUGACCUAUACUCAGAACUGUGUGGACUUCAAAGACAUAAAGGCAGAUCACUUGUCAUUCUCGGAAAAUGGAUUCUCUGACUAAAAGAGAAGAGGAGAAGUUACCACACAUAUCACAUGGUUUGAUGCAGAGAGUUAGUGAAAACUGGGGCUGGGUUGUGACGUUGGGCGUAACUAUAAUUUGGUUUUUAAUUGUCGGAUCCCAAUAUGUCUAUGCCCUCACAUUUCUAAAACUCCAACAAGAUUUCAAUGGAUCUGCAACUAUGGUUGGACUAAUUGGUUCAAUUUACCUAUCGCUUGGUUGUGGCCUGUCCCCAGUGACGUCAUUGCUACAGCGGCGCUACUCGCAUCGUAUGAUAACUAUAAUGGCUGUCCUCAUCACCUCUGUGUCCUACAUUCUUUCAUCAUUUAUGGACUCUUUAAUCUUCCUUGUAUUUACAUUUGGUGUGCUUAGUGGUAUUGGCUAUAAUUUUGUUUAUACAUCUCUUAAUCAUUUGUUGGUGUGUUAUUUUCCAUCUAAAAAGUGCCGCGGACCAAUAGCAAUUGCUAACGCUGGACAGACUAUAGCACAACUCGGCUUAAGUCCUGCCAUAGAGAAAUUGCUCUCGCUGUAUGGAUGGCGGUGGACACUUCGAAUUCAGGGUACGGUUAUAUGUUUAGUUGGCCUACUAGCCUGCAUUGUGCUGAAGAAACCACCAGUAUGGAAGACAUCGGAGAAAGAAGAUAAAAAGUCAAAGAAAUGUCACAGUGGACAGUUAAUGGCGGUUUUAAAAUUGCCUGAGACUUGGAUUUUCAGUAUGUCAACAUUCUUAACUGGAGUUGCAUCCACGUUCCUGUAUGUCUACAUUGGAAGUUACAUCGUAAGUAAAGGUUUGUCGGAGGAACAGAGCGCGACUGGUAUGAUGCUGAUUGGUUGUGGAAGCCUGGCAGUGUGUUUAAUCGGCUCGAUUUUGAUCAACAGAAUUUGUUUUCCUGUCAUAUACCUCAUACCUGUCGUCUGUGUAUUGAAAGCCUGUACUUUUACCAUCAUGACAUUUGUUCAGACAUUCCGGUCUGUGAACAUAAUGUGCCUAGUUAUAGGAGUACUCAGAACUGGCUAUAAUAUAUUGCUUGUACCACCGGCAGUCGAGUUGCUAGGGACGUCCAGGGCGCUGGAGGCAACUACAAUUGCCAUUUCAAGUCUUGGGUUUGGGUACUUUUCUGGAUCUUACGUAUCAGGUAAAAUGUUUGACGCAUUUGGGUCCUACGACAUCGCACUCUACAUAUGUGCAGCACUGUAUAUAACUUCGGCUACGUUGGCUCUGAUAGCUCCACUUUAUCAGCGAUAUUUUGUGCCUGAUAGAUACAUGGUUGAUAUAAAAGUAACGGCGAUAAAUGACGAGAAUAAGAAUGUCCUUACGAGUACCAACUACGAGCGCUUAUUCAUCGAAGAGCGAGAGAGUGUCAUAUAGGCCUUGCAGUUGUAUACUUUUUUAUUGGAGUGAAUCAAUGAUAAACUCUAUGUAAACGCACAACAUAGAUAAACAAAAGGUCAUGGGAAAAGAUACUAACUCUGUAAAAAUCAAAAUACAAAAAAAAAAUAAAAAGAAAUGCCAGCAACAUAAAUAAACUAUCACUAUAAAACAUGAUUUUAUGUGGGACGAUAUUUAUAUAUGCCAGAAGUAUAGAAACCAUGAAAAGUAAUAAAUGUGUUAUAUGGUAUUGAAUAUAACUUGUAAGAGUUCUGUUGCAUAUAUUGAUAUUAAAAAUAAAGUAUUUAUAUAUUAUAUUAUACAAGACGCUCUGGAGGUUUACCGGUGUCCAGUUUUGGGUUUUUCCAGGGAACAGUUCACUGUCACGUUUUUCUACGUCAUCAAUUUUUGUUUUGCCAAUUCACAUUCGUAUAUUUAACAGCAUAUCCUGUUAGAUGUUUUUAGGAUUCCACAAAACGGCAGAGUAAACGUAUAUGUAAACUCGUGAAGUCCAUUAUUAAAACAGUAGUCAGAAAAUGGAGAUUUAUUUACACAAAUUUGACCAAAUAUAAUUAUACAGUAAUAACAUCGAUCACUGGAACGGUGAUAUAUCGCCGUACAGAAACAAUCCAUAAUUUGCAAGCCCUGUCUUGUUCCAAUAGGCCUACAAAUUUCUUGAGCAUGGGCCAAACCGUCUGCAGUUUUUCAAAAGAACGACGAAUAAUGGAAACGAAGAUGUCACGUACGGUAUUCGUUACCGAUUUUAGCAAUAAUAAUGUGAACAAUAAGAAUAAUAAAUUUAUGCAAAAUAUGUUUAAGUACAUAUAGAAAUUUGAGUUAUUAAAAAAUUUUCAAGAGCCAGCCCAUAAGGUAAAAGUUACACUUUACUUUUGGCGAAUCCUACAAGGUAUUGUCUUUCGUGUAAUGAUUUUCCUGUUAAUAUAUAUAUUGUUUUAUUAUAUGGUGGGUUCGUGUAGCAUAAAAAAUGGUAUAUGUGAUAGAUGAUAUAAUGAUAUAUAGCCCAUUUAUGCAAUAUCAGACCUUAAUGUAAAUGUUUUUGUUUUAGUUGGUGUAUUGUUUAUAUGAACAUGAAAAUGAUUUUGUUACCUACUGAAAUGAAAUAGAGAAUAAAUAAAAAAAUGAAGUUUAAAUUUA
Molecule: messenger RNA, 3100 nt
Organism: Anneissia japonica
Lineage: Eukaryota; Metazoa; Echinodermata; Crinoidea; Comatulida; Comatulidae
Product: monocarboxylate transporter 11-like
Exons: 7
Coding region: 563-1945 (460 amino acids)
Biological process (GO): transmembrane transport
Molecular function (GO): transmembrane transporter activity
Source: RefSeq, a predicted model, not a curated record